Messenger RNA from Meleagris gallopavo (turkey), 2123 nucleotides. The record is from RefSeq and is a predicted model, not a curated record. Lineage: Eukaryota; Metazoa; Chordata; Aves; Galliformes; Phasianidae.
CGCAUCUACGGAGCACGCUGCUCUUUUUCGCCCUUUUUCUCUCACCUCCCCCUCCCGCUCCCACUCUGCCCGCUGUGUUUUUUCUGGCUGCCGUGCACUAGCCUCCAGUUCAGAGGCUGAUACAGGCGAUGCUGCAUCUGAUGCUCGUGGGCCUACCUGGAAGAGAAAAUCCACUCCGGAGAGACUCUUCUUCACUGCCUCAUCCUAUGGAGGAAUCACCACUGCCCAUCUACAUUGAGGAGGGGACAGAAGUCCCGAUUGCCAAAAAAGAAUUGAUUGCUUUUGGCAUCGGGCAAAUCUGGACUCAGAAGACUGCAGAAAGCAGAAACAUGGCAACAAAGGAAAAGCUUCAGUGCUUGAAAGAUUUCCACAAGGACAUCCUCAAACCUUCCCCCGGCAAGAGCCCGGGGACGCGGCCUGAGGAUGAGGCAGAAGGAAAGCCGCCCCAGAGGGAGAAGUGGGCGAGCAAGAUUGACUUUCUGCUGUCCGUGGCUGGGGGAUUUAUUGGCUUAGGCAAUGUCUGGCGGUUCCCGUAUCUCUGCUACAAAAAUGGCGGAGGUGCAUUUCUUAUUCCUUAUUUCAUUUUCCUGUUUGGGGGAGGUCUUCCCGUUUUCUUCCUGGAGGUGGUGCUAGGACAGUAUACCUCUGAAGGUGGAAUUACGUGCUGGGAAAAGAUCUGCCCUAUUUUCACUGGAAUUGGUUAUGCUUCCAUAGUGAUUGUGUCCCUUCUGAACGUGUACUACAUUGUGAUCCUGGCCUGGGGACUCUACUACCUGUUCCAGUCGUUCCAGAGCGUCCUGCCGUGGGCACACUGCCACCAGAAGUGGAACACGCCGACCUGCGUGGAAGACACUCUCAGGAAGAACAAAACCCUCUGGAUAUCACUGAAUGCCACUAACUUCACCUCUCCUGUCACAGAGUUCUGGGAGCGCAAUGUACUGAGCUUGUCCUCAGGGAUUGAAGAUAUUGGUAUUAUCAAGUGGGAUCUGGCACUGUGUCUCCUUCUCGUCUGGGUGAUAUGCUUCUUCUGCAUUUGGAAAGGAGUCAAAUCCACUGGGAAAGUAGUGUACAUCACUGCCACGUUCCCAUUCAUCAUGCUCCUUGUUCUGCUCAUCCGUGGUGUGACCCUGCCUGGAGCUGCAGAAGGCAUCAAGUUUUAUCUUUAUCCUGAUAUCUCACGGUUAGCUGACCCACAGGUCUGGAUAGAUGCAGGGACACAAAUCUUCUUCUCAUAUGCAAUCUGCUUAGGAGCAAUGACUUCCCUGGGGAGCUACAACAAGUACAAAUACAACUGCUAUAGGGACUGUUUGCUGCUGGGAUGCCUGAACAGUGGUACCAGUUUUGUGUCUGGCUUCGCAAUUUUUUCCGUCCUGGGCUUCAUGGCACAAGAGCAAGGGGUGAACAUUGCUGAUGUGGCAGAGUCAGGUCCAGGCCUGGCCUUCAUUGCCUACCCAAAAGCUGUGUCCAUGAUGCCACUGCCCACCUUUUGGGCAAUCCUUUUUUUUAUUAUGCUUCUGUUGCUUGGACUGGAUAGCCAGUUUGUUGAAGUUGAAGGACAGAUCACGUCAUUAGUUGAUCUGCACCCAUCCUUCCUAAGGAAGGGUUACCGACGGGAAAUCUUCAUCGCUAUAGUAUGUUUCCUUAGCUAUCUUCUGGGACUAACUAUGGUGACUGAGGGUGGCAUGUAUGUUUUUCAACUCUUUGACUACUAUGCAGCUAGUGGUGUAUGCCUUUUGUGGGUUGCAUUCUUUGAAUGUAUUGCUGUAGCCUGGGUUUAUGGCGCUGAUAAUAUUUAUGAUGCCAUUGAGGAUAUGAUUGGAUACAGACCUGGUCCCUGGAUGAAAUGGAGCUGGAUUGUGAUCACACCAGUUCUUUGUGUGGGGUGCUUUGUCUUUUCUUUGGCCAAGUACAAACCACUGACCUACAACAAGGUCUACACAUACCCUGAGUGGGCAAUCGGCCUGGGAUGGGUUCUUGCCCUUUCCUCCAUGAUCUGCAUCCCUAUGGUGAUGGUCAUCCGCAUCAUACGAUCAGAUGGGUCGCUCAUUGAGGUAAGAGAAACCACAACCCCCUUAAAGUCAGAAACUGCCUUGCACCUAGGAGGGUGAAUUCAGAGCAGGGCU